AUGAAAUGGUUUAAGAUUCCAUGGCAUAGCAGAGGGUCAACGCCAAGCCAAGUACUGAAGUUGGUUGUUUACCCACUUUGUACAUCACUAUUGACAUGUUGUUUGUCACUGAACGUACUAAUAUAUGUUCUGGUCAACUCUCGAAAGUUCUCAGAUUUUGUAAUAGCCCUUUGCUAUUGCUCAAGCAUAGUUUCUUCUGCCUCUUUCAUAUUAUACGUACUCGCAAUCGUCUACUCUAAUUACAUAUUCGUCAUAAUGCCAACAUUACUUCAAUUUAUACUGACUGUAUCAUCUAUCAGCGUUUUGGUCAACUUUUGGUGCAUGAGUCUCUCGUCCAAAAGGUCUCUGGUGUUUAACAUAGUAAAGUAUGUUUUGACCUUUUUCUGUACUAUACUGGUCAUAAUCCAAUUCCGCCUAGCAUUGGUCUCAGUGGCCCUAGGGAAGGCGAUGUAUGAAAGAGGAAACUCCUGGGAUCUAGACGAUCUCGAAUCAGUAGACCAAUACUUCAAAACACACUCAAUUGCUAUUGUUUAA
Theileria annulata is the source of this 534-nucleotide messenger RNA. RefSeq lists its product as uncharacterized. Lineage: Eukaryota; Apicomplexa; Aconoidasida; Piroplasmida; Theileriidae. Bases 1 to 534 code for a protein of 177 amino acids. The record is from RefSeq and is a predicted model, not a curated record. The transcript is spliced from 2 exons.